UGUUGUGCAUGCGUACUUGACGCUUACUUCCUGUCAAGCUCCGUAACUUCGUGCCGCUUUUGAGAGAGAGGCGCAGGAAUAAGUCCAUAAAGAUAAUGAAUUGCCAACGAUCGGCAUCCGCUUACCUACCGGCAGCUAUUGCAGCGCUGAGCCUGAGCCUGCCUGGCUCGCACGUUUCUCCAGAGACUUUCCGGCAAGCCAAGUUCGAUCAACCUCAGGUGAGUUUAACAUUCUGGAAACUACUAUAUCAUCUCCUGAAUCAAAUCCAUGGUGGAGGACAGAUAAAAUCUGCUGAUAUAGGCACCCAAAUCAGAUUUGUCAAAUGUGCAGCCUUGAGCUAUGGAUAUAGAAGACUAAAAUUUUAUCAGCUUCCUGCUGAUGGUUCAGAAGCGAGCAGAGAACUGUUAUUGGUACUUUCUUGGUUCCUUUGCAGAAUAGCUCUAAUGGAAAAGUUAUUGAUACUAAAUAGAUUUAAACCUUGGGAUGAAGCAACAGUAUGCAUGUGCAAUCCUUUUCUAAAAUAUCUGCAAGAUGGAAAAAGCCUUGUUUCAAACCCUGACGUAAAAGGCCAAAAAGAUGUUCAAUACCUUCAGUGGUUGAAUGGCCACCUGAAACUCCAGUGGCGGAGUUACCACUCUGACCAGGAAGAACAAUGCAAGCUCCUGCACAAGGUACAUGCCUACACAAUAGGUUUUCAUACUGACCCUGUUAUUGGCCAUUUCUCAGUCAUAGAAGUUGAUGUUGGAAGACAGCCAGAAAGAUACAAGCAGUUGCUGCAUUUUGUGGAAUCUGAUUGCUCCCGUCUAGAAGCAUUUUUGAAGUGGAAGCCUAUGGAAUCCCUUUAUUGGCAUUGGAUGGGGACAGUUUUAGAUAUGGUAACAGAAGAUACCCAGAACCAGACUAUGUGUUACAAGGGCUGUCUUUUGCCAGGUACUGACCUGGGAUGCCAUGGUGUCAGCAGAAUUAUUGAAGAACUUGACAAAUGUAAGAAAGAUCUUCUGAGUCUGUGCCAGGAGUUACGUGAGCAUAGAACCCUCAGGAAACUGGCUUGCUAUGGAAAGGUCAGAACAAGGAAAGAAAAAGAAGGAGAGGAGGAUUUCUGCAUGGCUGUAAGAAAAGUGCAAGAAAUUGUGGAGCUGAAACUCUCUGAUCUUAAAUGCAAUAAUAGUACCUGUAGAAGCAAUAAACUGCAUGAUCCAUAUAGACUAGUUUAUAAGAGAAAGUGUUUAAAGGACAGUAAAAUGAAUACUAUUAGAACAGCAGCACCUACCAAAGCCAUUAGAGAAGGAAUCACUGUCACUGAUGUGAUCAACUUUCUAAAAAAGAAAGAAGCAAGAUUGAAGGCACAGCUAAAGCAGCAACAAGAGGAAGAUGGGCAGAAGAUUCAUAAAGCAGCAAAGAAACUUAGUGAAGUGCUUUUCAUCCCACCAAUAAAAACACAAAAAGCAAGAAUAAGUGCAGAAGUUGACAAAGUUCACCACAUUUGAAAGAACACUUUGGGAUUGCUUGAAAUUGCUAAACCCCAUUGUUGACAUUUAUUUCUGUCUUCUGAAUGCAACUGCUGAUGCUUUAGGUUUACUAUGCACCUUCUCAUUUUGAAAGAAUGAAUAUGUUUUAAGUGUGCUACAUAUUACCUCAAGGCUAUUAAAUGAGCAGGAGGCUAAUAUUAACAUCUUUUAAAAUUAUUUUAUCUUCUCAGAUAGGUAAGUGUUGGUGCCCAGUUUCAGUUUAGCUAGAACAGAUUUCAAUACUACACUAAACUUUCAUACUGAAUAUUUGGAGAAGAGAUGUGUAAGUAUGAGAAUGCUGUAUAUUUAGCACCAUCUUCAAUAAAAAUGUUGAUGAAGUA
Molecule: messenger RNA, 1849 nt
Organism: Protobothrops mucrosquamatus (brown spotted pit viper)
Lineage: Eukaryota; Metazoa; Chordata; Lepidosauria; Squamata; Viperidae
Gene: TEDC1
Product: tubulin epsilon and delta complex 1
Exons: 8
Coding region: 96-1487 (463 amino acids)
Source: RefSeq, a predicted model, not a curated record